GCAGGCACAACUGGCUGGAGUUAUUUCUCCCCAUUAUGGAUAUUUUCUCCUGAUACAUUCCUUUAAAACAACAAGAAUGGCUGUUUCACAGGUUUUCAGGUUGCUGUGGAUUACAGGCAUAGUGUUUGGGAUUUUUCCUCACUUAAAUCUGGGAUUGUUGUCUGACUACAAGAUCUGUGGAGACUCAGAGUGUGAAAGCCUUAUGAGCAGAGUGCAGGCCAUCAGGGACCACCAUGGCAAGGACUGCCGUUUCCUGAGCUUCAGGCGAGGAGACACCAUCUUUGUUUACCACAAACUGACUGGAAAGAGGGAAGACCUCUGGGCAGGCACUAUUGACAAACGGUUUGGCUAUUUUCCAAAGGAUGCUGUGCAAGAGGAACAGGUUUAUGCAACAGUGGAGAAAGUAGUGGAAACACAGCGAUCUGAUUUCUUCUGCAUGGAUGAGUCUGGAUAUCUUAUUGACUCUAGUGAUCUGGACAGUGAUACUGAUGCUAAUGAUCAGAAAAUCAAAAUUCAGGAGUCAGAAUCCACCCAAACCGUCCCACACACAGAUGGCACAAAUACUGAAAGUCCACCAACGUCUGCAGAUCCCUCUACAGACUUUCCAGUUCCAGUACAGCAAACUGAUGACACAACACCAGAAGGAGAUGAAAGCAAAAACGCUGGUGAAGCUGAUCCCAGGCCCCCCGAGGAAGCACACGAGAAUCCUGCAGCUCUGAAUGAACAAGGUGGGUCUUCCUCCUCUUCCUGGCUCGGUUCUUCAGUGACAGGAUGGUUAGGUCUGGGAAAAGAGGAAGAAUAUGGCGGUUCGGGCAAAGAAGAGAAAGAAGAUGAGAGAAAGGAAACACAAGACACAACUUCUUUGACUUCAUCUGUGACAGGAUGGUUAGGUCUAGGAAAAGAGGAAGAGCAUGGCAGUGCGGGUGAAGAAGAGAAAGAAGAUGAGAGAAAAGAAACACAAGACACAACUUCUUUGACUUCAUCUGUGACAGGAUGGUUAGGACUAGGAAAAGAGGAAGAGCAUGGCAGUUCGGGUGAAGAAGAGAAAGAAGGUGAGAGAAAGGAAACACAAGACAAAACUUCCUUAACUUCGUCUGUGACAGGAUGGCUGGGGUUUGGAGGAGAGAGAGAACCUGAUGAUGCUGUGCAAAGUGGAGAAGGCAGUGAAGAAACUACUGAUUCUUUCACUUCAACUAUGACUGGGUGGCUUGGCUUUGGAGGAGAGCCCAAAACAGAUUCUGUAAAAAAUGAGCAGGAUGGAGAAACAGAAAUGGACGAAGAAAAUGAGCUACAAGUAAAAUUCAGGAGCAGAAGGAUGUCUCUGGACCUAGAAGGUAGCCAGUUACAUGAAGAAGAGAAGAAAGAGAUGGGGACAUUGGACUGGCUACGAAAUGCCCUGUCAGAUGGCAGCAAGGAUAAUGUCUUACCUGUCGAUGCUGCAUCCAUGGUUGAUCAAAGAGAUGCUCCUCCUCAGACCAAAUCAGAGGAAAAGUCCCAGGAUGUAGGUGGAAUGUCCUCCAUGAUAGAUGAGGAAAGACCUGCAGAACUGGAGGCUGAUGAACAUCAGAUCCCCAAAUCAACAGGAAAUGAAAGUGAGGAUAAUAACAGAGAGCCAGGAGAAGAGGAAAUUAAAACUGUAAGUCACACUGGCCUGGAUCUGACACUAUCUGACGUCAAUUCAGGGUCUGAGUUUGGUUCUGCAGAUUUAGAUUCAGACUCCACUGGACCAACUGUAGGUGAGGUGGAGGGAGAUGAAAAAGGUGAGCUGCAAAGUAAGAAAACAGGACGUGGGGAUGAGGAAGGGGUCGAAAUUGUUUCUGCUGAAACUGGUGCUAGUGGUGAUCCCGAAGGUGAGGGGAGCGAUGAAGACACAGAUAUACUUCACCGAGAUAUUUCCACGACUCCGACUGAUGAAUCAGCAGAACAAAGUCAAGGCAGUGGUAACACAGCAGAGAGCAGCGGAACGAGUUUGCCUUUCUUAUCAUCAGGCACAGCGAAGGAGAGAAAUGAACCAGUCCACAGUGAGGAUCAAAGUUUACCUGCUCACUGUGUAAAAACUGAUGCUGACAUCUCAGAUACACUCGCUAUGACUGAUGGUAACAUGGAAAAGGAGACACAUCGUGGUCACGUCAAAGAUCAAAGAGACAAAGACUCGAGUAAGACAGGAGAUCCCUCUGUAGCCCUGGAUAACAACAUUCAGAGAGAUGAAGGGAUGGAUGUGGAGAGUGAGGGACAAAAGCCUGCAAAAGAGAGGGAAACCGCAGAUGACAAAAGAAAACAGAGGGACAGAGGAAGUGAAGAAGAGAGUGGGCCCCCUGCAUCCCGUCCUCACAAUCAGCCAGGAUCAACACAGCUACUGGAAGGGGAGAUGAAGCAAAUUCUGGAUUUCAUUCACUGGAUGGCUAAAGAAUCAACCACUCAUGUCCAUGCAGCCAUGGAGCUCCUCCUAUGGACUACUGUUCAGGUUGUAUCAUCGCUGCCUGAUGACAUCAGACCCGGGCCAGACCUGUACGGGGUGCCAUGGGAACCAGUCAUCAUCUCCAGUCUGGUGGGGCUGGUGACAGUGUUGUUGUUCACCUGUCGAUGUUAUAGCUCUGUCAAAAGCAGAAUGUACCGAAGUAAAGAGCGGUGGAUGGCUGAACAGGUUGCACAGUUGCUGGAUGAGAAGUGUAAAGUCCUCGAGUCUCUCAGCAAAUGUCAACAAGAGUAUGAUGACCUGGAGGACUCACUGAGGGACAGUGGUGUCUUGGCCCAAACUCAAAGGACAGAACAUCUGGAGGUCAAAGCCAGACAGCUGGAACUUGCUAAAACAGAGCUGGAGAGGGAUCUUGAACAACUGAAGGAUCAACUGGACCAGCAGAGUGAGCACAGGAUAGAGCAAGAAAGGAGGAUAGCUCUGCUUGAAGAGAGCAUGAAAACAUUUGAAGACGAAACAAAAGACCUCCAGUCACAGGAAGUGCAGGCACAGACUACUCUGAAAGUGUACAAUAUGAACAGUGAUAGACUACAGAGGAACCUGGAAACAGCUGGAGAGGAGAAUACACUGCUGCAGGAGAGCAACACUCAGUUGAGGCAGCAGGUGGAGGGAUGGGCAGAAAGGGUGAGUGAGCUGGAGGCGGAGAUGAGGAGGUGUGAGGUCGCCUACAGCGCGAUGCAGCAGGAUGUGGCCAAUAAGGAUGAGCGUAUCAUGUCCUUGACCGACCGUCUGCUGAGGAUGAAAGCUUGGGACUCAGACCUAGAGGAAAAGGAAGGUGAUGAAGGAGCAGAGAAGGAGACGUCCAAUGGGUCACCAGGAAAAGAAGAGGAGAAUGGAAAAGGGGACAUAACGGACACACCAGGCCAUUUCCAGAAAGUCCAGAAACUCAUUUACGCUGCUAAGCUGAAUGCAGACCUCAAGUCAGUAGAUGAAGACAAGGACAGGGUAUUUGCCAAACUGAAUGAUGAAGUCAAAGCUAAAGAAGAUCUGCAAGAGAGCAUUAAGGAGCUGGAGAAUGAGAAACUAUCUCUGCAGUCAAGUGCUGAGCACUACUCAGAUCAGGUCCAACGAUUACAACAGAAACUCCAGAUUAUGACCGAAAUGUACCAGGAGAAUGAGCUCAAGCUGCACAGACUGCUGACAGUGGAGGAGAAGGAGCGCCUGCAGAAAGAAGAGAAGUUAAAUAAAGCGGACAAAAACAUUGCAAUGGCCAUGGAAGAACUCAACAACUACAGACAACGAGCAGAAGAGAUGGAGGAAGAGCUGGAGAAAACCAAACAGUCGUACCAGACUCAAAUAUCAGCGCGUGAGAAGAAGGCUCACAGUAACUGGCUCGCAGCCCGAGCAGCAGACAGAGAGCUCUCAGACAUCAGGAGAGAGAACGCCCUCCUCAGACAGAAGCUGACAGACACACAAUUUAAACUAGACGCCCUUGACAAAGAUCCAUUUGCCUUGGACAGUCUGGCUAGACCAUUGCCUUUCAGAGCUGAAAGGUCACCGUAUGGUCCCUCUCCUCUGGGUCGACCAGCAUCUGAAACCAGAGCUUUUCUGUCUCCCCCUACAUUAAUGGAUGGUCCGCCUGCUAGAUUGUCUCCUAGAGUGUGUCGUGGUCCCGUGGAGCCCCCAGGUGGCCAAGGGGAGAUGGAGCGGAGUGGAGGUCCUCAUUCAGACAGCGGCUCAAUCUCCCCUACAUGGGAGAGAGAUCGGAGGGGACCUAUGCCAGGACCUCCAGGGCCCCCAGGGCCCUCUGGGCCCCUAGGGCCUCCAGGUUAUAUGUUUCCAGAACCAGGAGGUCCCAUGUACAGGAGACCUCCACCUCCUCCAGGAGCUCUUUUGCCUCUUCCUGGCUCCCUCCCACCUGGCCCUCCUCUUCCCCAUCCUAGGGGUUUCCCUUCUGCUGGUCCGCUAGGUCCUCCCCACCCUGCAGACAUGGCAGAUGGCCCAUACAGAGAAAACAGCCUUGGGCCUGGUGAGCAGGAACACACAGAGUCUGGGCCUGGUGAUCGAAGGACUUCCCCUGAAGCAGAUCCAAGGAUGGGGGGCCCACCCCCUCCUGGACCCCCAAUGGGCCCCAUGGACGGUCCAUUUCCUCGUAGACCUCCCUAUGGACCCCCACCUCCUGAUUUCUAUCCUCCCAGGGGACCCGGGGGCCCUCCCAUGAUGCCUAUGUGGGCCCCUCCACCUCCAGGGGUGAUGUUCCCUCCUCGUUUCCCUCCUGGUGGACCUCCUCUUCCUCCAGGUCCUCAUCCUCACUAUGCUCCCCCCAUGCGACCCCUUCCACCCGACAGCCUCCCACCUCCUUCCAUGGGUCCUCCUCCUCAGCAGUCCCUCCAGUCCCCACCGAACAGUCAGUCGUCACCAGAGGAGCACAGACCCUCACCUGAAGACGCCAUUUGAUCCUGAUGAAGUUUCUCCUUGAGCUGUGAGAUUUCUGGUUAAAACUCAGUGGCAUGGUGGAUGGAUGACAGGCAGGUUGAAGUUUUCCUCUCUUUCAUCGUCUGUCACAUGUAUUUAUUAUCCAGGAACACACAUUGAAUGAAUAGUGUUAGAAGACAGGAAACAUCAGCCUUCAUUCGCCUCUUAUGUUGCUGUCUGUUCCCUUCGUCUCUUUCUCCUCCAGUCACAUCCUUUUUUCUCUCUUUCUUCUGGCUUCUUUCUCUUUGCUAUUCCCGCUCUCUGCCCCAUCAUCAUCCAGCUUCAUUUCCUGUGAGGUAGUUCCUGUUGUUGUGGAGUCAUGGUGACAGCAUUUAGGCUCAGCUGUGUAAUUUCACAGGCAGCCUAAUCUGUACGUGUGUGUAUGGGGGAGUGUUGCCACAUGAACCAGAAACAGUUGCUUGUGAGCUUAAAAAUGCCAGAAAGGAUUUUAAUGUGAGUUAGGUUGAAACGUGUGCAUGCUGAAAUGCUGUAUGUGGCAGAGAAUGAAAUGUUUUACCCGAUGGCACAGAAAGAGAAAUCUAAAUGAUCAUGAGCUGCCAGGGGGCGAAAUGCGUCUUUAUUGGCCUAAUGCGGUUUAUUUUAUUAUACCAACACUUCUGCCAUUGUCACCAUAAUUUAGCCAUUUAGCAUCCAUGCUGUUAUUGACCUGGAUUCAGAUCGCACCAGGUCCUUUUUCCUUUGUGACUGAACUGAGUCUAUCUUAAACUCCCCUAAAUAUUAACCAGAGGUAAAAUAAGACAGUUUCCUUGAAAUGCAAUUAAAUGCACAACUUGAUCUCACUGACUUCCCUGUGGGAUGUGGAGGAUUCGGAUAAAGCAGAUAAACCGUGCUUUUGAUCUUGUUACAGUGGCUUAUAUAUGGCCCAUGCUUGAAAAAAGUGGCUUAUCGAAGACACUUGCGUUUUUCACUUGUGAGGUGUGUCUCGUCCUGACAGUCACAGAUUGGUGAAUUGGACUGACUGGCAGAGAGCUGACCUUCACAGCCAGAGAGAUAACACCCAUGUGAAUUUUGUAAAAAGUGAUUAUUAAUAGAUGAAUAAAGACUUGUCAAAUUGU
Toxotes jaculatrix (banded archerfish) is the source of this 5967-nucleotide messenger RNA. RefSeq names its product CTAGE family, member 5 (gene mia2). The transcript is spliced from 28 exons. Gene Ontology annotation, cellular component: endoplasmic reticulum membrane; endoplasmic reticulum exit site. Gene Ontology annotation, molecular function: protein binding. Bases 77 to 4873 code for a protein of 1598 amino acids. Lineage: Eukaryota; Metazoa; Chordata; Actinopteri; Toxotidae. The record is from RefSeq and is a predicted model, not a curated record. Gene Ontology annotation, biological process: protein secretion; endoplasmic reticulum to Golgi vesicle-mediated transport; vesicle cargo loading.